UGUGUGCUGUUUUAGGAGGUGUCAAAAUGUCAUCAACAAUAGGUAUCUGCUUGAGCAUGGUCUUACUGACAGCUGUGGUGAUGUUGCACGGGUUAGGCGUCCCGCCCCCGGAUCUGGACUUGGACCUUAUCCGGACAAAGCCCUUUGAUCAUGAGAUGUUUCUUGGUGGAUAUAGGGCUGCCAAGGAGUUCAAGACACUAUCUGAGGAGGAAAGCAAGGCACGUCUUCAAGUGAUACUGAAAAAAGCCGAUGUCAACGCUGAUGGCCAUCUAGAUAAAGAGGAACUGCAGGAGUGGGUCAUCGGCUCCUUGAAAAACAUCGACAGAGUCAUCGCUGAAGAGCACAUGCUAAUCCAAGACAAGAACAAAGAUGGCCGCCUGUCUUGGGAGGAGUACAGUCAGCAUGUCUUGGGUUUCAUACCGGAAAGUGAUGAGCAAUACCCCGAUGAUGAAAUGAGAAUGGAGUUCAAAAGCAACAAGAAAAUGUUCAAGAUGGCUGACAAAAACAAAGAUGGAUUCCUGGAAGGAGAAGAGCUUUUGUCAUUCUACAAUCCCAAUGCUGUUGACGGUAUGCAGGAAGUGGUCAUCGAGAAACUCUUGGAGGACUUUGAUCUGAAUGGAGAUGGUGCUGUGGAAAUGGAUGAAUUUAUUGGGAAAUAUCAUGAUGGAAAUGACUUACCAGACUUGACAGGGAAGCGAAAGGAGCCACUAUGGGUGGAAGAGGAGCGGGAGAUCUUCAAACAGCAACUUGAUAAAGAUGGGAAUGGUGUGAUGGAAGGAGAUGAGCUGGUUCAAUGGGUUAAACCUCGCUACCAAAUCACAGCAGAGAAAGAGGCUAUUCAUCUAAUUGAUGUUGCAGACAGCGAUGGAGAUGGCAAGCUCAGUGUGGAUGAAAUCCUCGGCAAAUAUGAAAUCUUUACUGGGAGUAAGGCCACCCAUUUCGGCAGGCAUAUACGCAGUGAAAAGUUCCCACACCAAGAACUUUGAGUGUCUAACCUUGUUUUCAAAUUUGUUAAUUUAUUGUUAUGUUAUCUUAUGGGGUCACUUGGGAUGGAGGUUGUGUUUCAAAAACAAACUUGUGGUUUUGGGUGAGGGUACAUUUAGAGCUGCAUGGCAGUAAAUACUGGUUGAAAAGAUAACUUUUUCUCUUUUACUGCUUUACAAAUUUUCUUUGCUUAGGAAAUACUGAAUGGGGCACCAGUCUCAACAGUUUGCAAUUUGGGCUGGUUGCCUGUUUCUGUAAGCAAUAGAUUUUCUGUGCUGAGCAAUGUUGUGAACAUAAUAAUAAUUUGGGGGGCUAAUCGUCCUUACUCGCAGCUAAGAGCUG
Molecule: messenger RNA, 1326 nt
Organism: Asterias rubens (European starfish)
Lineage: Eukaryota; Metazoa; Echinodermata; Asteroidea; Forcipulatida; Asteriidae
Product: reticulocalbin-2-like
Exons: 8
Coding region: 27-986 (319 amino acids)
Cellular component (GO): endoplasmic reticulum
Molecular function (GO): calcium ion binding
Source: RefSeq, a predicted model, not a curated record